This is a messenger RNA of Mesorhabditis spiculigera, 567 nucleotides long. NCBI's taxonomy places the organism in Eukaryota, Metazoa, Nematoda, Chromadorea, Rhabditida, Rhabditidae. The record is from the annotation of a GenBank genome assembly.
AUGCCUUCCGACUUGAGGCUAUCCUCCUUAUGGACGGGACGAAUUAAUUUGCUCCUGAUGAGUUGCACUUCCUUGGCCUUCAUCAGCUUACUCCCAUCCACAAUGGCAGCCACUCGAAUCAGCUACAGCUUGCCAAAAAUCAAGCUCAUCGGAGGGACGUACGACGAGAUGUCGGCUAGCUAUGACGCUUGUCAAAAUCGAUGUGGCGCGGCGACAUGCUGUGUCGGCUUCACUUACGGACACCGGGAGAAGAGGUGCUACCUAAAGUCCGCGAUCGAGACCUCGGAGGAGGACGAAGAUUGGACGAGUGUUUUGAUGGCCAAUUCCAAUCAUGGCCAACGCGCCACCCUGCGUAACGUUUUUAUCGAUGGGCAGCGGAGUUCUUUUGAGUUGCCGAGCGCGGAAGAUUGCCAUCAGUAUUGUACAGCAUUCGGCAUGUAUUCGUGGAUACCAGCAAAGCUAGAAGAAGAAGUCGCCGCCCAAUGCCAAUGCAUCCAACGGAUCCGGUCAAUACGGUACUACUACGGGGCCCAGUCUUCACUUUUCCCCUCUUCCGACUCCAAUUUC